CUGCGGACCAAACAUCUUUCAUUUUCAGGAAUCAACGCAAAUCCAUUGCAAUUCUAUCGUCAUGGUAUCUCCCAUCCAUGGAAGGUCUUCUGUGAGCCAUUCAUGCUCAACCAUGGUGUCUUGAUUGUUGGAUAUGGAACUGAGAAGAAUAAGCCAUACUGGAUUGUCAAGAACUCUUGGGGCGAGAAAUGGGGAGAAGAAGGAUACUACAGAAUCUACCGUGGAAAGAACGUCUGUGGAAUCCGGGAAAUGGCAACUUCUGCUGUUAUCAACUAA
This is a messenger RNA of Auanema sp. JU1783, 276 nucleotides long. NCBI's taxonomy places the organism in Eukaryota, Metazoa, Nematoda, Chromadorea, Rhabditida, Rhabditidae. The record is from the annotation of a GenBank genome assembly.